AUGAUGAGUGAACACAGCGGAGGCACGAUGGAUAGCGAGAAAAGCGAUGAAAUCGUAGCAGCUGAUGAUAUUUCAAGGCUGCUGAGCCACUUUGUGAAGACGAGCCAUCGUGUUAAAAGUUCAGAUGUCAAAGGGGAAACAAUUAUGGAACAGUGUAUGCUGCUGAUUGGAAAGGACUACAAAUACACAGUGGUUCCAAACCUGAAUGGAGAGCUGUGUGGUCACUAUCCUAUGAAACUGAUAAUUACAGAGUUUGAAAGGGACACACAUUGCAUUGCUGAAAAUGUUGAAAGUCGUUAUGACCCUCUAAUAGUCAUGCAGAAAAUGAAGAAUGCCAGGUGUGCUCGAUGCAGAUCAAGAUUUGUUGUUCCAGUAAUUUUAUACCAAGGAAAGCAUAUCUGUCGAUCAGCAACUCUGUCAGGAGCUGCUGAAAUGUUUGGAAGAUCUACAACUGACUACCUGCUGUCAAAUCAAAAUGUCGGCAUGCAAGAUGUAGGAGCAUCAGACAUGUUUGACAAAUUUCGUGGUCACGACAUCCAGCUGCUGAAGUAUUUUGAUGUCGGGUACAUUUGUGAUUUGAUGGUGGAGAAGAAGAAGACCAAGUUUGGAAUGCCGAUUUCAUCAUCAGAAAAGGUGGAUAAAGAAAACCGAUAUUCUGAAUUUUCUAUACUGUGCAUGCCAUAUCCAGGAUGUGAAUUCUUUAAAGACUGGAAGGACAAUGCAUAUAUGGCAGAAACCACCAUGUAUGACUGGGGACAGGCUCUUAAUGAUUCAUCUUUAGAUCUUCCACAAUCACCUUUAGUUGAGGACCUGAAUAUAAACUGGUCUAAAUACACAGAGUGGAGUCUAGUAGAAUUGACACAGAAUUACUUCAGGUUGUUGUUACAGUACAUCAGAAAAGGAACAAAAGGUCUGCUGAUUCACUGUAUAUCUGGCUGGGACAGGACCCCGUUGUUCAUCUCUCUGCUGCGGCUGUCCCUGUGGGCAGAUGGAGCCAUCCAUCGCUCGUUGUCAGAGAAAGAAAUACUUUACUUAACUCUAGGAUAUGACUGGUAUCUUUUUGGACAUGACCUUCCUGACAGACUUAGUAAUGAACAAGAGGUAUUAUAUUUUUGCUUUAAAGUAUUGAAAGACAUUUCUUCUGAUGAGUUUUCUGUCCUGCCAAGGCCACAGUUGAGUCACAUGAAGGGAGUCUCUCCCCCGGGAGAAGGCGUAGCUGCUAGCAGGUUACACACAGUCAGACAGUUCAUCCAUUCUCAUGUAGACUCUGAUAUUAAUCUCGGCUUUCAGGAAGGAGUUCUGUUAGCUGAGGAGCUGAUGAACUAUCCAGGCAAAGGCAGCACUACUAGUCUGAACAGCAUUAGCAGCUCUGAGCCACAAGACCAAGCCUGUUUUGAUGUGGGUCCUGCUGAGGCAGAUGAGGAAGAGGAGUGGGAGUGGAGUAGGACAUCUACACUAACAAAGUAUGAAUUUGCAGUUAUUUGUAUAGCUAAACUAAUUGUAAUCAUGACACAGCGGAGGUCAUUGUCACCUGCUCAGGCAGCUUCGGUGGCCUUACGCCAUAGUUCUCCCGUCAGUGCCAGUCGGCGACGCUUGUCAUCAGAUAGUCAACAACUGUCUGUGAAAUCAAAUCACUUUAUGGGCAGCCCACUGCUGCGCUCUUCUAGUCCCAUGUCUGUACCACAGAGAGCUGAUCAGUCUGGAUCUUCUAACAGUAUAGGCAGAAUCAUUUCCAGUGCUGAUAACCUACACAGCAUGUCCCACGGUUCAUCGCAUUCUCGACCUAGCACUGAUAGAUCCAGCAGUCAUGUCAGCUUGUGCAAUGAAGCAUUUGAUAUCAACAUGUCCUCUAUGAGAGCAUGCCGUCUGGAAGCUGUGAGUCAGAUGUUCUUUAUGGCCUACUCCAGCUCUGUACAUUCACAGGGUGUUAGACAUUCCUCUGGAGGGGGCCUGACUUCACUACUUGAUCGGUUUGCUGAACAAGUGGGCCUCAAGGGGAGGCCCCCAAACUCCAGUAACAACACUAGGACGGGUGUAUAG
Messenger RNA from Candidula unifasciata, 2040 nucleotides. Lineage: Eukaryota; Metazoa; Mollusca; Gastropoda; Stylommatophora; Geomitridae. The record is from the annotation of a GenBank genome assembly.